Molecule: messenger RNA, 1183 nt
Organism: Propithecus coquereli (Coquerel's sifaka)
Lineage: Eukaryota; Metazoa; Chordata; Mammalia; Primates; Indriidae
Gene: RABEPK
Product: Rab9 effector protein with kelch motifs
Exons: 8
Coding region: 40-1158 (372 amino acids)
Molecular function (GO): protein binding
Source: RefSeq, a predicted model, not a curated record
CCCAGCGAGGCUUUUCCGAGGCAAAACGGCGAAGACACCAUGAAGCAGCUGCCAGUCUUGGAGCCUGGAGACAAGCCCAAGAAAGAAACAUGGUAUACCUUGACUCUCCCUGGAGACAGCCCCUGUGCUCGAGUUGGCCAUAGCUGCUUAUAUUUACCCCCAGUUGGUGAUGCCAAGAGAGGGAAGAUCUUCAUUGUUGGGGGAGCAAAUCCAAACAGAAGCUUCUCAGAUGUGCACACCAUCGAUCUGGGAACACACCAGUGGGAUUUGGCCACGUGUGAGGGCCUCUUGCCCCGGUAUGAGCAUGCCAGCUUUAUUCCCACCUGCACACCCAACAGGAUCUGGGUAUUUGGAGGUGCCAACCAAUCAGGAAAUCAAAAUUGUCUACAAGUCCUGAAUCCUGAAACCAGGACUUGGACCACACCAGAAGUGACCAGUCCACCACCAUCCCCAAGAACAUUCCACACAUCAUCGGCAGCCAUUGGAAACCAGCUCUAUGUCUUUGGGGGCGGAGAGAGAGGUGCCCAGCCUGUGCAGGAUGUGAAGCUGCAUGUGUUUGACGCAAAUACUCUGACCUGGUCACAGCCAGAGACACUUGGAAAUCCUCCAUCUCCCCGGCAUGGUCAUGUCAUGGUGGCAGCAGGGACAAAGCUCUUCAUCCAUGGAGGCUUGGCAGGGGACAAAUUCUAUGAUGAUCUCCAUUGCAUUGAUAUAAGUGACAUGAAAUGGCAGAAGCUAAGCCCCACUGGGGCUGCUCCAGCAGGCUGUGCUGCCCACUCAGCUGUGGCUGUGGGGAAACACAUAUACGUCUUCGGUGGAAUGACUCCCACUGGAGCACUGGACGUGAUGUAUCAAUAUCACAUAGAAAAGCAGCAAUGGACCUUGCUUCAGUUUGAUACUUUCCUACCCCCUGGACGAUUGGACCAUUCCAUGUGUGUCAUUCCAUGGCCAGUGAUGUGUACUCCUGAGAAAGAAGAUUCAAAUUCUGUCACUCUGAACUGUGAAGCUGAGAAAGGGAAUUCAGCCAACAAAGGAGUAACCCAGAGAGGUGACUCACGUGAGGAAAGCCAGACUGAUGUGUUGCUCUGUUUUGUGUUUGGUGGGAUGAAUACAGAAGGGGAAAUCUAUGAUGAUUGUAUUGUGACUGUAGUUGACUAAUAAAACCUACACUUUUAUUCUGUCA